UUAAUAAUCAAAGUUUAUCCUUUAACCACGAAACAAAUUGAUAAGAAAAAGGAAUAAAAAUUCUCCGUCAACAUUUCCUGGUAGUUGUGGUCGCAUCGUUUCCUAAAGAUCUUAAUCAAGACCAAACUAAGAAAACGACGUACGACGUUGUUUUUACAUAAAAGAAAGAAAGGAGAAGGGGUCCCCCCAACAUUCUAAAUUAUAAUUUUUUAUGUUGAUAACUUAACCAGAGACAGUCGACUCGAAAACAUCGCUCAAGAUGCGUUCGUUAUCUUCGGUACUUAACAUAACCUUAUUUUUCGGCGUUUUCUUCGUUUUUGCACAAACGCAGAAUGUUGAUGACAAGAUUACCAGCAUUUUCGGAACUGGUAAUGAUGGUUUAAAAUGGAUCCCUCCCGGGUUCGAAGUGGUUAGCACAACGGCUUUACCCGCUUUAUCUGCACUGGAAAGAUGCGGUGAUGGAUCAAUGAGGGGAUUAAAAGUUUGCGUACCUUACCAUAGAUGCGAUUCCGAAACAGGGACGGUUAUUGCUGAACCAAAACCUGAAAUUAACACCGAUGGAGUUGGUUUAAUCGACGUUAGGGCUGGUGUAAAUGAAUGUGAAAACUACUUGGACGUAUGUUGUUCUUUACCAUCAGAUGGUCAAAUACCAACCCCCUUCCCAACUUCGCAACCACCUAAACCAACUCCAGAGCCUCCUAUACCAACUCCAGGACCGGUUCGGGGAAAUUCUUGUGGAAUAAGAAACAUAAACGGCCUUGACUUUACGAUUACGGGUAACACGAACGGGGAAGCCCAGUUCGGUGAAUUUCCUUGGGUCGUCGCUAUCUUAACAACAAAUUAUAAUCCGGCCGUCGAUGACUCGCUUGCAAUUUGUGGUGGUUCGUUAAUCGCCCCGCAAGUUGUUUUAACAGGUGCCCAUUGCGUUGCGAAGUAUCAAAAUGAUCUGGGUAAAAUUAAAGUUCGCGCUGGCGAAUGGGAUACUUUGACUGAAAAGGAACGGUAUCCUUAUCAAGAACGCAGCGUUUCUGGAAUAAUUGUUCAUGAGGAAUUUAACGAAAAAUCUUUAGCUAAUGAUUAUGCUUUAGUUUUACUUGAAAGGGCUUAUGUUCAAGCUCCGAAUUUAGGAACGAUUUGUUUACCGCCAGCUGGCCAAGUUAUAGACUCCAAAAACUGCUUUACUGGGGGAUGGGGAAAGAAAGCUUUUGGAAAUAAAGAAUCCUAUUCAAACAUUUUAAAGAAAAUCGAAUUACCAACCGUUCCAUUCGAUAAUUGUCAAACUCGAUUGAGAAAAACCCGUUUAGGAAUUCACUUCCAACUUCAUAGCUCGUUCGUUUGCGCGGGAGAACCCGGGAAAGACGCUUGCACGGGUGACGGUGGAAGUCCAUUAAUUUGCCCAGACCCAAAUAAUCCCAACAGAUACGUUCAAGUUGGUAUUGUAGCGUGGGGAAUUGGUUGCGGGGAGGUUCCGGGGGUUUACGCGGACGUCGUCGGUGCUAGAAAUUGGAUAGACAAGAAAAUGGCCCAAAUAGGUUAUGACACGACAACUUACACGCAAUAAGAAACAUUAAAACGACGACAAUUUUUAUUUUUAUAGCUAUAACUUAAAAGACCACUUUAAUAACGAUUUAAAUCAAAUAAUAGUAUUUUGUAUUCUUUUUUCCACUGUGAAUAAUCGUAUCGAAUAAAAAAGUUAAGAAAAAUA
This is a messenger RNA of Onthophagus taurus, 1705 nucleotides long. RefSeq names its product phenoloxidase-activating factor 2-like. The record is from RefSeq and is a predicted model, not a curated record. NCBI's taxonomy places the organism in Eukaryota, Metazoa, Arthropoda, Insecta, Coleoptera, Scarabaeidae. Gene Ontology annotation, molecular function: serine-type endopeptidase activity. Gene Ontology annotation, biological process: proteolysis.